Molecule: messenger RNA, 713 nt
Organism: Myiozetetes cayanensis
Lineage: Eukaryota; Metazoa; Chordata; Aves; Passeriformes; Tyrannidae
Product: dual specificity protein phosphatase 22-A-like
Exons: 7
Coding region: 1-642 (213 amino acids)
Biological process (GO): transforming growth factor beta receptor signaling pathway; regulation of cell population proliferation; protein dephosphorylation
Cellular component (GO): cytosol
Molecular function (GO): protein tyrosine/serine/threonine phosphatase activity
Source: RefSeq, a predicted model, not a curated record
AUGGGGAGUGGAAUGAGCAAGGUUGUCACAGGCCUCUACCUUGGGAAUAUCCGUGAUUCCGAGGACCAUGAAAACCUGCUGAGGAAUGGCGUGACCCACAUCCUCUCUGUCCACAACGGCGCCAAGCCCGUGCUGGAGGACAUGACCUAUCUGUGUAUCUCGGCCUCAGAUUCAUCCAGUCAAAACCUGCUGCAGCAUUUUAAGGAGAGCAUCAAGUUCAUCCACGAAUGCCGGCUUGGUGGGGGAGGCUGCCUCGUCCAUUGCCUGGCUGGCGUCUCCCGCAGCACCACCAUCCUGGUGGCUUAUCUGAUGACAGUGACAGAGCUGGGCUGGGAGAGCUGCCUGGCUGCCACCAAGGCUGUGAGACCCUACGUCAGCCCCAACUCCGGCUUCCAGCAGCAGCUGCAGGAAUAUGAGAGGACCCUGCUACAGGAGUAUCGUGCCUGGAUCCGCCGUGACUAUGGCAGGAACCCAUUCCAGGACCAGGAGGAGCUGCAGCGCUUGCUGGGCCAGCAGAAGCAGGGGCAGAAGGAGCAGCAGCUGGGGAGCAGGGAUUGCUCCUGGCUCCGCUCUGCAGCUCCCACCUACCCACCUCCCUGCCACACAGGUGGCACCGGCGGCAGCAGAUGGAUGAACAGAUAAGCAGCUGGCUGCUCUUGGGCAGGCGUUGGGACUUGGACUUGGAAAACUCACUUCUCCUUGCCAAGCACCUC